Molecule: messenger RNA, 3652 nt
Organism: Aptenodytes forsteri (emperor penguin)
Lineage: Eukaryota; Metazoa; Chordata; Aves; Sphenisciformes; Spheniscidae
Gene: CTPS2
Product: CTP synthase 2
Exons: 20
Coding region: 188-2029 (613 amino acids)
Biological process (GO): pyrimidine nucleobase biosynthetic process; CTP biosynthetic process
Cellular component (GO): cytoplasm; cytoophidium
Molecular function (GO): identical protein binding; CTP synthase activity
Source: RefSeq, a predicted model, not a curated record
GACGGCCGCCCGGCUGCUGGGGCAGGGCAGGGCAGGGCAGGGGGAGCCCCUCUCCUGGGCUCGGCUGCAACUUACUUCUCACUGUAGUGCAGCCCGUUUGGGGCGGAGCGCUCCCAAAUCCCCCCUGAAGACAGCAAGCUCCCGUUGAUUUCCAGCUUGAGAUCAGCGUGCUUGUGCUGAUUUUCCGAUGAAGUACAUCCUGGUAACGGGUGGUGUCAUCUCAGGCAUUGGCAAAGGGAUCAUUGCAAGCAGCAUUGGCACCAUACUGAAAUCAUGUGGUCUACGUGUCACUGCAAUCAAAAUUGAUCCUUACAUAAACAUAGAUGCUGGAACCUUUUCACCAUAUGAACAUGGUGAAGUUUUUGUAUUGAAUGAUGGUGGAGAAGUUGACUUAGAUUUGGGAAAUUAUGAGAGAUUUUUGGACAUCAAUCUCUAUAAAGAUAACAACAUCACCACUGGAAAGAUAUAUCAGCAUGUCAUUAAUAAAGAAAGACAUGGUGAUUACCUGGGAAAAACCGUUCAAGUUGUUCCGCACAUCACUGAUGCAGUUCAGGAAUGGGUAAUGAAUCAGGCAAAAGUUGCGGUGGAUGAUGACAGAAAAGAGCCACAAAUUUGUGUGAUUGAGCUGGGUGGAACCAUUGGAGAUAUUGAAGGAAUGCCAUUUGUUGAAGCGUUUAGACAGUUUCAGUUCAAAGCAAAAAGAGACAACUUCUGUAAUAUCCAUGUUAGUCUAGUGCCACAGCCUAACGCCACUGGUGAACAGAAGACAAAACCAACACAGAACAGUGUUCGAGCACUGAGGGGUCUAGGCUUGUCUCCAGAUUUGAUUGUCUGCAGAAGUGCAAAACCUAUAGAAAUGGCAGUGAAGGAAAAGAUUUCCAUGUUUUGCCAUGUGGAGCCUGAGCAGGUAAUAUUUAUCCAUGAUGUUUCUUCCACUUAUCGAGUACCAAUCCUGUUGGAGGAGCAAGGCAUCAUUAAGUAUUUUAAACAGAGGUUAAAUUUACCUAUUGAUGACCAGCCAAGUGAUCUCCUAAUGAAAUGGAAGAAAAUGGCUGACAGAUAUGAAAGGUUGCUGAAGGUGUGUUCCAUAGCUCUUGUUGGCAAGUACACAAAACUAAGUGAUUGCUACGCAUCUGUUUUCAAGGCUCUGGAACACUCUGCGCUGGCAAUUAAUCACAAACUGGAUUUAAUGUACAUAGAUUCAACAGAACUUGAACGUUCUACAGAAGCGGAGAACUCGGUGAAAUAUCACCAAGCAUGGCACAAACUAUGCAAAGCAGAUGGCAUUCUGGUCCCAGGAGGGUUUGGAAUUAGGGGAACAGAAGGCAAGCUCCAAGCUAUCUCCUGGGCAAGAACAAAGAAAAAACCUUUUCUUGGAGUUUGCCUGGGAAUGCAGUUAGCAGUUGUGGAAUUUGCAAGAAACUGUUUGAAUUGGAAAGAUGCAAAUUCUACAGAAUUUGACCCAGACACAAAAAACCCUGUUGUUAUUGACAUGCCAGAACACAAUCCUGGAGAUAUGGGUGGAACAAUGAGACUGGGGAAGAGGAAGACUGUUUUCAAAACACAAAAUUCUGUUUUAAGGAAACUUUAUGGUGAUGAAAUGUUUGUAGAGGAGCGACACAGGCAUCGAUAUGAGGUGAACCCAGAAUUGACUCACUGCUUUGAAGAGAAAGGUUUGAAAUUUGUUGGCCAUGAUACGGAAGGGAACAGAAUGGAAAUUAUUGAACUGGAGAAUCACCCGUAUUUUGUGGGAGUUCAGUUUCACCCAGAGUUUUCCUCAAGACCUAUGAAACCUUCACCUCCAUACCUUGGACUGUUGCUAGCAGCAACUGGGACACUCAAUGCAUACCUGCAACGUGGAUGUAAAUUGUCUCCAAGGCACGCAGCACCAACAAACUGUAGAAUGAAUGUACAGGAGCCAAGCAAAAAGAAAUUGGACAGACUGUUUAUCAGUGACAGCUACAGUGACCUCAGCGAUGACAGCUCUCCGGAAAAAGAGUUCCCUAAUUCAGAAACAAGCUUGAAAUAAUUGUAUGAGAUCACAGAAAUGGAUGAUGCUAUUGAGAAAGUUGAGAACAGGACAAUAUUGCAUAGAAGAAAGUAGAAGAGUAAGCUGCUUACGGUCCUCAUAGUGUCUCCUCCUAUACUGUUUCCAAUAAUUCUCUUUACAGAUGACAGUUUUACUGUUCUGUAGCAAAAACUGUUCUGUAUAAAGGCUGUUUCUCUUUAAAAAUGACAAAAUGGUUGUGCACCUUAGCUGUUAAUCAUUAUUGAUCUUGUCCUAUAUUUCAGAAUGAUCUCAGGUGAAUAUGUGUUAAUUCACUAGUUCACAACUGUUCUUGGUUUGAAGGAAGAUUUGAUUGUUUUCAGUUCGCCUUAGAACAGGAAGAUAAAAUGCAUUAGUUCUUGUGAAUGAGAGGGAACGCACUAAAAAAUGUAAGGGAAAGUUGUCUUAUCCAUGAGCAGUAGAGAACUGUUUCAGGUUUGUUUCCCUAUUAAGCUUGUUGUAUGUAUAUAUUUUUUUACUUUUUUGCUGUUCCAUAUGUACAAAUGAGAAAAUGUUGCUGUAUUUCAGCUCUGUGAUUAUAAUAAUUGAUGUUGGAUACACAUCUUUUCACUUUGCUUUUAUAAGUGAUUUCACUUUCAAAAGUUCAAGCUUAUUUGCUCUGUUUCUCGUGAAAGCCUGAUAAUACUGUAUGUAAUUCUGACCUACAAAAUUACAGAAGUGCUAUUAGAAGGCGGUUUUGUAUUUGUAUUUUGUCAGAGAGAAAGUGAAUACACUCGUAUGUUAAAAUGUAAUUCGAACACUUGUAUGCAAGUUGUAGAAGAACCAGUCAUAAACGUGGAGCAUUAUCUGGGCUCCAGCCGUGCAACAGUCAGUUAAUUUCAAUAAAUGAGUAUAAAGGUGAAUUAAGGUUCACCCUUGUUUUCCCUCAUCCAGUGACCACUCCAUGGUCAUGGCACUCAUUUCCCAAUAGAAUAGAACGAUGCAUUUUAAUUUAGGAAUCACAAGUUAUUCCACUGCAUGACAAUUGCAGGCAGCCCUGCAAAGCCAGGGCUGCAGCCUGAAUCACUGAGACAGAAGGGGAAGGCGAGAGGUGCUGCACCGUGUUUAAGGCUGGAUCCCAUUAGCAGGGUGGCAUCAUCAGACCUGUCACAGAAGCUGGACCUGAGCUAUGUAACUGACGGGCUCCAAAUGCCUGGGGCACCCUUUCCUAUAAAGAAAACUUCUGAAUUUUGAGCUUUGUGUUUCAUUUUGGUUUUGGGCAAAGUGACUUUUUUAAUUCAUCAAAAGGUAAAUAUCUGUACAAAGAUAGAAAGCACCGUGUCCUUUAUUACCGCUUUGUAAAACAGUAAGUUUGAGAGCUUUGCAUUGCUUUAGAAAAUCUUAGGUUACACAGCCAAUUUAUCUCUUCACUAAAAGAAGCUUUAAUGGUAAUGAAAUAUAAAACGUAUUCCUAUGGCAGUGUUUUUCUAAAGUGGUUUGCAAAAGCGUGCCUUAGAAAUAGCAGGUAUUGGCAGAAUUGGUAUCACUGUAUGUCUUCCCCAAUGAGAGACACUGGCCACUGGUUUGUGAAAGGUGAAGCAUUUCCUAAAAUUGUCUGUAAUGUGCAAAUGUAUUUUCAAAUAUAUUAAAUUGUGUUAUUCAGAA